Molecule: messenger RNA, 495 nt
Organism: Capsicum annuum
Lineage: Eukaryota; Viridiplantae; Streptophyta; Magnoliopsida; Solanales; Solanaceae
Exons: 1
Coding region: 1-495 (164 amino acids)
Source: RefSeq, a predicted model, not a curated record
AUGUCAAGCAAAAUAGCAUUGAAGAAGAAAGAUUUGGGUAAAUUCACCAUCCCUUACACCAUUGUGAUAGUUAAAUAUGCUAAAGCAUUGUGUGAUCUUUGCGCAAGAAUUAACUUUAUGCCAUUUUCCAUGUUUUGCAAGUUGGGUUUGCGUACUCCUAAGACUACCACCAUGAGAAUAUUGAUGGAUGAUAGCUCAAUAAAGAAACCGAUUGGGGUGUUAUAUAAUGUGUUGGUGAAAAUUGAUCAGUUUAUAUUUCUAGUUGACUUUGUUGUCCUUGAUUGUUCGAUUGAUCAUAAAGUUCCAACAAUUCUAGGUAGGCCAUUUUUAGCCAUCGAAAGAGAAGUAGACAAUGUUGAGUGUGGAGAGAUUAAAUUUUUGGUAAAUAACGAGGAGGUCACCUUCAAUGUAUGCAAGCCCAUGAAGAAACCUAUGGACUUGCUAGUGAUCUUGAUAAUUGAUGUCAUUGACGAGAAAAUGAUAAACAUAAUUUAG